This is a messenger RNA of Microcebus murinus (gray mouse lemur), 4051 nucleotides long. NCBI's taxonomy places the organism in Eukaryota, Metazoa, Chordata, Mammalia, Primates, Cheirogaleidae. The record is from RefSeq and is a predicted model, not a curated record.
CUAUGGUGGCCAUAGGUGGGCCCGGCACACCUAGAUUCUCACCGCAGAAACCUGCUGCGUGACCCAGCAGGCCAGGCAAGAAGCCAGAGGACGGAGAUCCAGAGGGAGAUGGUACAACAGGCCCAAUGGUUGGAUGCCACCCCUGCAGCCCGGGGGGCCGCCUCGGACCCCUCCCAGGAUCAGGGCCCACAGAGUCCUGAAGCUCACCAACGCCCCCUGGCGUCCCCUAGACCAUGGCCUGCUCCGCACAGCGGCACCCUGCUCGCCGGACGAAGGGGCCACAGAGAGCAUGUGGGCAGCAGAUGUGUCCUGCCAGCCCUCCCCACCGCCCACCGGGCACUGCUCCACGGCCCCUCGAGCAGAGGCGGCACCGGGCACAGGCCCCCAGUGGUUCCGCGGGAGCCAAGGAUGGAGCCGGAAGCCUGGGGACUUAGGCAUGAACCAGCCUUGCUGUCCAAGGAUCUCUUGGCAAGAACACGCAGCCUGGGAGAGACUCAGCCUGGGCCACCCUGCGGGCACCGGUGGAGAAGUCACAGGGCACACGCCCUCCUGCCCACCCUCAUGCGUGUCCACGGGAACUGAGCGCCCGACUAACCCUCCCACUGGAGAUCGCCCUCCCCUCCCGCUCUGCCCGUGAUCUCCACGUGACCACAGCUGCCUCCAGCCUGGGCACAGGUGAGACCCCUUCAGCCUCUCCUACCACGGGGGACCCAGGGAGGAAGGCUGGGGAAGGUGGCCCCUCGGGGCCUUUGUGGGAGGAAGCAGGGAGCAGAGCAAGCGCUUUGUAGGUGACUUAAACAACCCACCCCCAGCCCUGAGACCCAGCCUGGGCCCUCCAGGGAGCGACUGAUCGUGCCUCCUUCCUGUUUGUGUGUGCAAGUCGUGAUGGAAGCUUUGCAGACAGGUUCCCUGAGCAGGGACCUGCCGCCUACAUGCGCCAUGUAGGGUGGGGCGGCACACGGGCAGGGCAGGCUCAGCGUUAGCGCAAAAGGGAGGCGCCACGCCCCGGCUGCUCUGCCAGCCCCACCACCCGAAGGCCGUGCUGCUGCCCACAGGACUUGGCAUGCCAUCCCGACCUCUGACCUCCCUGUCCCGGACAACUCCAGGGCAGGGCCGCUGCAAUGGCGUCUGCCCCAGCCUGCUCAGCCCCUUCUGCCCCAACCUCUGGCCAGAGGACCUCACCCCUGGGCCCUCCCUUCCUCGAGGCCCUGGCCUCCCUCAGUUGCCUGGCCUCCCCUACCAACCUCCCCACUGUUUCUCCCAGAGCCCCUCCCUGUACACACACUCGCACUCACUACCUAGUCACUGUCGGCCUCCCCUGCUGAAGGGUCAGCCCUGUGAGAGCAGGAGUUUUUCCUCUUUGUUCCCUGCUACAUUCCUGGGUCAGUAUCUGCAAAGUCAGUGAAAGACUCAGGGCCUAAGGGUAGGGUAUUUGGGAGGUGGCUGAGAAGCCCCUGCACGAAACCCCCUCACCUGCCCCAGCCCUCUCACCUGCCCCAGCCCUCUCACCUGCCCCAGCCCUCUCACCUGCCCCAGCCGAGGGCUCUGCCUGCAUGGGCGGGUCGGGGAUCAGAACCCGUAAGCCGAGGCCCCCCUGGGGUGGCUCAGUGCUGAUUGGCAGAGCAGAGAGAGGCAGCAGGUGACCAGGGGCGUGCAGGGUGUCCUGGGUGAGACAUGGUCCCUCCCGGUUUUACAAAUACAUUGUGUUCUCUCCGCUUCCCUGAGAAUCCACCUGGAAUCCCGGGAGACUGGCGUGGAAUCACUGCCACUGCUCUGAAGAGCGAAGCCGCCCAGUCACCUGCUUAGAGGUGGCUGGGGCCGGGCCUCCUGCUGGCCUUAGUGGCCCGUCCCCGUCCUCGGGAGCCGCCAGGAGGCAGGGAGCAGGGCACGUGGCUGGACUCCACGUGCGGGCAGAGCCCCCCACCUGCCAGAGCUGACAUGGCCAACACACACCCAAGCGUUUCCACGUGGGUCUGUACGUGUGCUGUGUGUGCGGGUACAUGUGUGUGCAUGUGUGUGUGGAGACCCGAGUCACAGGCAGCGCUGCGGGAGAGGCGAGGGUGGCCGCCAUAUCCUCUGUGAAAUGACAGUAAGAACAGACCCGGCUCGCUGGAGCUGGCCGAGUGUUCCGGCCGUCUGGGGAGGGGAUGGGGGUGGGGGAGCCCCCGCAGCGCACCCGACCCCAGGCCUGAGGGCUCUUGCAGAAGGAGCCGGCUGUGGGUGCGGGAGCCGGCUGAAAGCACAGGGGCCCUCUGACCCGCCCCCCAAGUCCACGCCAGGAACCGCCUGGGACGGGCUGGCCACCACGCCUGCCUGCGGAACACGGCCACAGCAGCCCGCCGUCCACAGACUGGGGCCGGUGAGUCGGGGUGCAACUAGCCAAGGAAGAAACGUGGGGGACGGGAGGGAACUGAAGCCCAACCUCUCACCGCCCAAGCAGACUCGCCUGUGGCUGGUGGCAGCGGGCAGCUCGGGUGGGCGCCAGGGUGGGUUCUCUGCAGCCUCUCACGGCUGGCCCAGUUCUGCGGGAGUCUGUGCUCCUCUUUCAGCAAAAGACAAAAGAGAAGUUGGAUUGUCUGUGGCCAAGUUCUGCUUCCACAUGAGGACAAACAGACCCCACACUCAGCUGAGGACACACAGCCCACCUCAGACGCAGCACAGAGCUCCCCGCAGAAGCCCCCGUGCAGGCAGACACAGGCCACGCACACGCACACGCACACGUCCAUAGCGACCCACAGACAGAGGCACAGGUGCCCUCAGUGCCCACCGCCUGCAGACCUGGGCCUUCCUGACGCGCAGGCACACAUGUGCACACUGGGGCGUCCGCCUGGCUGGGGUCUGUCAGUGACCAGUGACGGCCAGGCCUCCCCUGCACCCUCCCGCCACCUGCUCCAGCGACUGCCUGCAGAGAGCACAGAGCACACCAAGGCCACCAACUUCUGGCCACGAAGCACAGGACAGACUCCAGGCCAAGGAGGGCCCCGCCCAGACACCCAGCUCCGGGCACCUCGCCCGCCCGGGGCACAGCCUUCGGCAGUCCGGGCUCGUGAUGCAGGCUACCGGGCACCCGGAGCCCCUCGAGGACGGGGGUCUCCCCUUCCCUGCCGAGUCGGGCACCGACGUCUCCCGGGACAACGGCACCAGGCCCAACGCCACCCUCCCCGGGCCGCUGCCCGCCCUCUACGUGGCCCUGCCGGUGGUGUACGCCACCAUCUGCGCCGUGGGGCUGGCCAGCAACACGGCCGUCAUCUUCGUGAUCCUGCGGGCGCCCAAGAUGAAGACGGUGACCAACGUGUUCAUCCUGAACCUGGCGGUGGCGGACGGGCUCUUCGCGCUGGUGCUGCCGGCCAACAUCGCGGAGCACCUGCUGCAGCGCUGGCCCUUCGGGGAGCCGCUCUGCAAGCUGGUGCUGACCGCCGACCACUACAACAUCUUCUCCAGCGUCUACUUCCUGGCCGCGAUGAGCCUGGACCGCUACCUGGUGGUGCUGGCCACGGUGCGGUCCCGCCGCGCGCCCUGGCGCACCCGCCGGGCGGCCAAGGUGGCCAGCCUGUGCGUCUGGCUGGGCAUGACGGUGCUGGUCCUGCCCUUCUUCUGCUUCGCCGGCGUCUACAGCAACGAGCUGCAGGUCCCGAGCUGCGGGCUGAGCUUCCCGCCGCCCGAGCGGGCCUGGCUCCAGGCCAGCCGCGUCUACACGCUGGUGCUGGGCUUCCUGGUGCCCGUGUGCACCAUCUGCACGCUCUACGCAGACCUGCUGCGCAGGCUGCGGGCCGUGCGGCUGCGCACGGGCGCCAAGGCUCUGAGCAAGGCCCGGCGGAAGGUGACCGUCCUGGUCCUCGUGGUGCUGGCCGUGUGCCUCCUCUGCUGGACGCCCUUCCACGUGGCCUCCAUCGUGGCCCUGACCACGGACCUGCCCCAGACGUCACUGGUCAUCGGCGUGUCCUACGCCAUCACCGGCCUCAGCUACGCCAACUCCUGCCUCAACCCCUUCCUCUACGCCUUCCUGGACGACGGCUUCCGCAAGAGUUUCCACGCCGUGUUCCGCUGCUGA